AUGAACAAUUUGCAGACACAAGUUUUGGCUCACCCAAAGCCAGGUCUGGCGAAAGAAAGCCGGUGGCUUCAAGUGAUCCGCCGCGUAAGAAGAGAAACGUUUUCAAAAUCGACUAAAUAUACCUCCUACUCACUAACCAUUGUAGCACCAAAGGCCCUGUGUUGGAUGCAGGACCGCGCUUAUGAAUUCUCACCAUUUGAUUUAGUCAACUCCACAUUGAGUAUGUCGAUGGCAAAAACGUACAUGCGGCAUGUUCUGAGGCUUCGCGGGCCGCAGAAAAGCAUAGUACGCUGUGCUACUUCGGCCGCAUCUCCUCAGAUACCCAGAUUUGUAUCAAAUGAAAAAAAUGCUCGCAAACGACGGAUUGCGACCGUCGAGUCGAUUUGGAACGGCGACUUUUCGGGCCCAUCGGAACCGUUCCGCGCAUUUCCCGGUGAUAGCACAAAUGCCACGUCUUCUGUGUUUGUCUCAGAUUCUUCUACAGGCGACAAGUCCGGCGUACCGUCUGAUAACACCGAUGGUAGUGCUGACAAAGCCCCGGUAGAGCGUGAAAAGAAUGAUGAAAGAGAUGAAAAAGACGACUCGCCGGGCAAAGAGGUUCCUUCAGAUGACCAGCCAAAGACACCUGAGCCGCUGAAAGACACAGAAAAGUCAGAUUCGUCGAUUUCUUCGUCGGGACUCGGUGGUACUUCGGAUACUCCAGGUGCUCCGGGUGCUCCAGGAUCUCCCCUGGGGGGCAACGGAGGCAAUGGAAGUGGCAACGGUCCAGAGGAACAGGCGGUGGAUCCAGAAACAGGACUUUAUCCUCCACUUCUUGCGAUCCCAAUGAAGGACAGACCUCCACUUCCAGGACGGCCAUUCGCCAUUAACAUUACCGAUCCCGACGUUAUUCGGUCCAUUUACACCAUCAUAGACAAACGAGAGCCCUACUUUCUCUUGUUCCAUGUAAAGGACCCCAAUGAGCCCGACACCGAUAUCAUCAGAAGCAAAGAUUCCGUGUACGAUAUCGGUGUUCAUUGCCAGAUUAUUCGUCAUACUACGCCCCGUCCUGGGGUGUUCAAUGUGUUGGGAUAUCCUUUGGAUAGAUGCCAAUUGCAAGAAUUGAGCAGUCCCAGCGACCGUAAAAAGACCAACUCAGACAAGAAAGUUGACGCUUCCUCUGCCUCGGAUGCUUCGUAUUUGAGCGGCCUUAAUGUGUCGUAUGCUACCGUCAAGCGUGUCUCAGAUGAACCCUAUGACGAAGAGUCUGCUGAUAUCAAGUCAUUGGUGGAGUCGCUCAAGACUCUUUUGAGCAAGAUGGGAGGAAAGAAUCCACUUGAAAAACUCCAAAUCAAAGAGGGCACGGAAUUGGUCAACAAUCCCUCCAAGUUGGCCGAUUUUGUGGGUUCGACAAUCCAUGGUAACCCCAAAAAAAUCCAGGAAAUCUUGGAGACCUUGAAUGUUCAAUCCAGGUUAUCCAAGGCUUUGGAAUUAUUGAAGGUAGAAUUAAAAGCCAGUAUGAUCAAAGAGAACACCAUUCACAACUUGAGCUCGAAAGCUGAUGAGUACCAAACCAGACUUUUCAUUAAGGAGUUUAUCAAGGAACUUCAGAAAAGAGCUGGAAUCAGUGAAUCGGAGGACAAGAAAACCCACAAAUUCGAUGAACGGCUCAAGCAUUUGAAAUUGACUGAAGAGGCCAUGGAGGCAUACAACGCUGAAAAGACCAAGAUGGAAAGCCAGAACGAGCAUUCAAGCGAGUUGGGCGUAAGUGAGCGGUAUCUUGACUGGUUGACUUCUAUCCCAUGGGGAAUUUAUUCAAAAGACCGUUUCAGUAUCAAGCGUGCGAGAGAGAUUCUUGACCGUGACCACUAUGGUUUAAAGGACGUCAAGGACCGUAUUUUGGAGUUCAUUUCCAUUGGUAAAGUUUCGGGCAAAGUGGACGGAAAAAUAUUGUGUUUAGCGGGUCCACCAGGUACCGGAAAGACGUCGAUUGCUCGGUCGAUUGCUGAGGCGCUCGAUAGAAAGUACGUAAGAAUUGCCAUGGGUGGUAUUCAAGACGUCCACGAAGUGAAGGGUCAUCGUCGUACUUACGUUGGUUCGAUUCCAGGACGUAUUAUCUUUGCACUCAAGCAAGCCAAAACUUCGAAUCCUUUGAUGUUGAUUGAUGAAAUCGACAAGUUGGAUUUGAGUAGAGGUGGUGGUGCUGCAUCUGCAUUCUUGGAGAUUUUGGAUCCGGAACAAAACAACUCUUUUGUGGACAAUUACAUCGAUGUUAAGGUUGAUUUGUCCAAGGUAUUAUUUGUGUGUACUGCCAAUUAUUUGGGCAACAUUCCUGCUCCAUUGCGUGAUAGAAUGGAGAUCAUUGAUGUUUCCGGCUAUACCAACAACGAGAAGAUUGAGAUUGCUAAGCGUCACUUGAUUCCUGAUGCUGCCAAGAAAGCUGGGUUGGAUCCUCGCCAUGUGAAGAUCCCAACCGAAACCAUUAGUCGUCUUAUUGAAAAGUACUGUCGUGAAAGUGGACUUCGUAAUGUGAAAAAGUUCAUUAACCGAAUCUACAGCAAAGCUUCGAUGAAGAUCGUGGAAGACAUCGAGCUGAGAGAAGAAGAAGUUUCUGCCAAGGAAGAGAGAUCAGCCGAAGAUGAAGAUAAGGCUGAGAUUGUCAAAACUGAGUCGGUCGAGAAGACAGACGCAAAGGAUGAAAAGGUGGACAAGGAACCCGCACAGGCAACUGCCACAGAGUUUUCUGCCGAUGGAGUAGCGGCCGAUGCAAAGAAAGAUUCUAGCGAAGAAUCUACGUCCUCUGAGGACGAAAACUUGCCGGAGCCAAUUGCUAUUCCCGAGGAUGUGGAAAUUACGGUUUCUGUGGAUACGCUCAAGGAUUACGUGGGACCUGAGAUUUACACGAGAGAUCGUGUUUACGACAACCCUCCUCCUGGUGUUGCUACUGGCCUCUCAUACAGCUCAUCUGGAAAUGGCGAUGCUCUCUACAUUGAGUCUAUUUUGACGCAUUCAAUUGCAUCGGGAUCGGGUUCUCCAGGCAUGCAUGUCACCGGUAGCUUGAAGGAUGUGAUGAAGGAAUCUGCUUCGAUUGCCUACUCAUUUACGAAACUGUUCAUGUCGAAAAAGUACCCUAAUAAUCGGUUUUUCGAGGCAGCGGACAUCCAUGUCCAUUGUCCAGAUGGUGCAAUUCCCAAAGAUGGGCCAUCUGCGGGUAUCUCGUUCACUUCCUCUUUGAUUUCCUUGGCCAUCAACAAACCUCUUCCACCAGAAGUUGCCAUGACUGGUGAAAUAACUGUUACUGGCCGUGUGCUUCCUGUGGGAGGAUUGCGAGAGAAGUUGUUGGGUGCCAAGCGGUACGGAUGCACCAAGGUGAUUUUCCCUAAGGAUAUCGAAAAUGUGCUUGAAGAGAUUCCUGAAGAGGUGAAGGAAGGAAUUGAGCUCAUUCCUGUUGAGUGGUACCAGGAGGUAUUCGACCAUAUCUUCCCCAACACUUCUGUGGAAGAGAUCAAUGAUAUCUGGAAGGACGACUUUGCUGCCUUGGAUCAGAAGAAGAAAGCAAAGAGAAAGUAA
This is a messenger RNA of Meyerozyma guilliermondii ATCC 6260, 3549 nucleotides long. RefSeq names its product ATP-dependent Lon protease (gene PIM1). The transcript has a single exon. Gene Ontology annotation, molecular function: serine-type endopeptidase activity; ATP hydrolysis activity; single-stranded DNA binding. Gene Ontology annotation, biological process: chaperone-mediated protein complex assembly; mitochondrion organization; protein catabolic process. Gene Ontology annotation, cellular component: mitochondrial matrix. Lineage: Eukaryota; Fungi; Ascomycota; Pichiomycetes; Serinales; Debaryomycetaceae. The record is from RefSeq and is a predicted model, not a curated record. Bases 1 to 3549 code for a protein of 1182 amino acids.